Messenger RNA from Coccidioides immitis RS, 1493 nucleotides. Its product is annotated as exosome complex endonuclease 1/ribosomal RNA processing protein. The record is from RefSeq and is a predicted model, not a curated record. The transcript has 2 exons. Gene Ontology annotation, cellular component: nucleolus; nuclear exosome (RNase complex); cytoplasmic exosome (RNase complex). Lineage: Eukaryota; Fungi; Ascomycota; Eurotiomycetes; Onygenales; Onygenaceae. The coding region runs from base 1 to 897 and encodes 298 amino acids. Gene Ontology annotation, biological process: poly(A)-dependent snoRNA 3'-end processing; rRNA catabolic process; nuclear mRNA surveillance.
AUGCCCCUCGAUACCUCUACAACCUACCGUCUCACCCGACUCCGUCUCGAUGGCCGAAGAUGGAACGAGCUUCGGCUUGUCCAAGCUCAAAUCUCCACGAACCCAGCUAGCUCCGGUUCUUCAUAUCUCGCAAUGGGGAACACCGUCGUGGUAUGCAAUGUCCACGGUCCCGCCGAGGGAAAGCGAUCUGAAACUGCAGGUGGAGGGGGAGGAGCUGUGGUCUCAGUGGUUGUAAACAUAGCCGGGUUCGCGGGUGUUGACAGGAAGAAGAAAAGCAUGAUGGCUGGCGGUGGAGGAGGAGGAGGUGGUGGAGGCGAUAGACAAGCUACGACUGAACUCUCGUCCGCUCUGCGCGACGCUUUCCAACCACACCUGCAUACUCACAUAUACCCUCACAGCACGAUAUCAGUUCAUGUCUCGGUGCUCUCUUCUGACGGCUCCAUAUUUGCUGCUUGCAUAAACGCCUGUACCCUUGCCCUAGUGGACGCCGGCAUCCCCAUGCCAGGCCUCCUCUGCGCGUGCACAGUAGGCAUGAGUGGCCGUGCCUCUACUCCCGCCGCGGAACUCGCCCAGUCGCGAGUAGGCGGAAUAAACGAAAGCUUGGAUCCGCUGCUCGAUCUAUCUCGCCCCGAAGAACUAGAGUUGCCGCACAUGACGGUCGCAAACACGAAUCCAGUUGCGGGUGCUUCAGAAGAGGGCGAAGAGGAGGAGCAGAUGCUUUCUAUCGUGCGGAUGGAGUCUGGCGUCCAUAUAUCGUAUUUGGAGACCGUGUUUGCGGUGGGAAUUGACGGGUGUAAGCAGGUGAGAGAGAUAUUAAAUGGGGUUUUGAAGAGCGCAGGCAGGAGGGUUCUUGAGGGAGAAACAGGCUAUCAGGCCGGUAUGGAUAUGGAACCGUGAAGAGUGGGGUGAGAUUCGUGAGGAAGCAACGUAAUUACGAUCGAUCCACGCCCCUUGAUGUGAUACAGACGCUGUCGAGUGGGGUGGGAGAGAAGAAAAAGAUCUUUUUGUUGCCCAAUGGGAUAUGAAGGCGCCGGGACCAUUUGCCCUUCUUGACAAGCCUAGGGAAAACUCCUCCCCCGCUUCAGGCGAUCCCCACAGCUUCCGCCACUUUUUGAACGAUAGUCGGAUAACUGCCCAUUUCCGUGUCCCCUACUUGGUGCUACCCGAGUGGGGGGCGACUGGCAUCACUGUUGCUAUCGACAGGUGCAGAAAUAUCGGCCCAUCGUGGCAUAUAGCCCUGAAUAUUUUAUGGCUUAUGGCUCAUCGGGUCGUUUUCUUGUCGAUGAUCACAUGCGAUAGAGGAACGAGUGGGGAAUUUUAUUUUCAACCAGCGCGGAAUUGGGAGGGGAUUCACAAGGUAUUCGACCGUCCCAAGGGUCAGAAGUCAUCCAUCACAGGCCUAGUCGAUAUCAAGCGGUGGUGCCACCUGCCCAGCAUGGCGAGGGAACCAUAUAGCCCAUGGGUAAUGCUAUAGAAAUCUAAACAUCAAAUCC